Molecule: messenger RNA, 2831 nt
Organism: Cucumis melo (muskmelon)
Lineage: Eukaryota; Viridiplantae; Streptophyta; Magnoliopsida; Cucurbitales; Cucurbitaceae
Exons: 4
Coding region: 441-2546 (701 amino acids)
Molecular function (GO): protein dimerization activity; DNA binding
Source: RefSeq, a predicted model, not a curated record
UCUUCUUUUUCUUUUUCCUUUGGUGCUGACUGCUGUCAUUAAAAAAAAUCCAUUAUUCUUCUUCUUCUUUUUCUUUUUCCUUUGGUGCUGACUGCUGCCAUUAAAAAAAAUCCAUUCUUCUUCUUCUUCUUUUUCUUUUUCCUUUGGUUCUUUUCCUUUGGUUCUUUUCCUUUGGUUCUUUUCCUUUGGUGCUGACUGCUGCCAUUAAAAAAAAUCCAUUCUUCUUUUUCUUCUUUUUCUUUUUCCUUUGGUUCUUUUCCUUUGGUGCUGACUGCUGCCAUUAAAAAAAAUCCAUUCUUCUUCUUCUUCUUUUUCUUUUUCCUUUGGUGCUGACUGCUGCCAUUACUGUUGUGCUGCCAGCCUCCCAUUACUCUGUUUUUUGCCAUCCAAUCUUCUUUUUUGGUGCUUCUUUUGCUGCCAUUAGAUUACUAUUAAAAAACAUGGCUGAUGAAAGUUCUAAAAAAGAUCCAGCAUGGAAAUAUGGUCGAUUGCAAAAUGAACAAGAUAUAAAUACGUUUGUCUGUGGAUUUUGUUCGAAAGUAACAAAAGGAGGGGUGUAUCGAUUGAAACAACACCUCGUUGGUGGUUAUAGAAAUGCCAUAGCUUGUAAAAAAUGUCCGGAUCAUGUAAAGGAAGAAAUUAGAGAUUACAUGUCCAAGAAAAAGGAGAUCAAAGAACAAAGAAAUUUGAUUGUGGACAUUGAUGUACAAGAUUACGGUAUGGAGGAUGAAGAUGAAGGGAGUAUUAGUGUAAAUAACAGAGCAACAUCAAGUGGCUCGAGCUUGAAGAAGCCAAGACAAAAGGGUCCAAUGGAUGCAUUUUUUACUCCCAAUCCAGAAAGUGUGGUUCAAAAUAGAAAGAACGACAAAGGAAAACAAACUUCGUUGAAUGCGGCGUACAAGAAGGAAAUGAGGGAGCACACCAUCCAAAGAAUUGCUCGAUGGUUUUAUGAUGCAGGAGUGCCUUUGAAUGCUUGCACAUAUGAUAGUUUUGCCCCUAUGAUUGAGUCAAUUGGGCAAUUUGGUCCUGGAUUGAAACCACCGACAUAUCAUGAGUUGAGAGUCCCAUGUUUGAAGAAGGAAUUAGAAGCAACAAAUGAGUUGAUGAGCAGCCAUAAAGCAGAGUGGGCUAAGGUUGGAUGCACUAUUAUGGCUGAUGGGUGGACCGACAGAAGAAAUAGGACAUUGAUUAACUUUUUAGUUAAUAGUCCUAAGGGCACCAUGUUUAUUGAGUCCAUCGAUGCUUCAUCUUAUGUGAAGGAUGGAAAGAAGAUGUUCGAGCUACUUGACAAUUUUGUAGAGCGCAUUGGAGAAGCAAAUGUUGUACAAGUAGUUACUGAUAGUGCCUCAGCAAAUGUGAUGGCAGGGAGAUUGUUAGAAGCAAAGCGACCACAAUUGAUAUGGUCUCCAUGUGCUGCUCAUUGCUUAGAUUUAAUGUUGGAGGAUAUAUACAAGAUCUCCAAUAUUCGCAAAGCAUUGAAAAGAGGCAUGGAGAUUAGCAACUUCAUCUAUGUUCGUCUUGGAUUAUUAAACAUGAUGCGACGAUUUACUAACCAAAAGGAGUUAGUUAGACCAGCUAAGACUCGCUUUGCUACUGCUUGCAUUACAUUAUCGAGUAUACAUCAUCAAAAGAACAACUUAAGGAAGAUGUUUACUUCAGAUGAAUGGAAGGAUAGCAAAUGGAGCAAGGAGCAACAAGGAAGGCGAGUAGUUCAAACUAUUUUGUUGGCUAGUUUUUGGACUACAAUUGUGUUUGCUCUUAAAGUGUCUGGCCUACUAGUUCGAGUUCUUAGAUUGGUUGAUGGCGAAAAGAAGCCACCUAUGGGAUAUAUUUAUGAGGCCAUGGAUAGAGCUAAAGAAGCUAUUGCUAAGUCGUUCAAUAAUAAUGAAGAAAAAUACAAGGACAUUUUCACCAUAAUUGAUAGAAGAUGGGAGCUUCAGUUGCAUCGUCCUCUGCAUGCAGCGGGGUAUUAUUUAAACCCGUCAUUCUAUUAUUCGAAUCCUAGCAUCCAAGAGGAUGAUGAAAUAGUUAACGGGCUCUACUCAUGCAUAACAAAAAUGGUUGCUUCAUUAGACAUCCAAGACAAAAUACUUGCAGAACUAAGCAAGUAUAAGAGAGCUGAAGCAUUGUUUGGACAACCUUUAGCAAUCAGACAAAGGGACAAAAUAUCUCCAGUGGAAUGGUGGGAUAAUUUUGGACAAUCAACUCCAAACUUGCAAAAGUUUGCUAUUCGCAUUUUAGGUCUUACUUGUAGUGCUUCUGGAUGCGAACGUAAUUGGAGUGUGUUUGAGCAGCUUCAUAGCAAGAAACGAAAUAGGCUUGCUCAAAGUCGUUUGAAUGAUUUAGUGUUCAUCAAAUACAAUAGAGCAUUAAAACGUCGAUACAACCUUCGAGAUAUCGUCGAUCCCAUCUCUUUAAGAGAUAUUGAUGAUAGUAACGAAUGGUUGAUUGGAAGAUUGGAUGAUGAUUCUGAGGAGGAGGAUGAGCUGGUAUUUGACGAUGAUAUUUUAACGUGGGGUGAUGUUUCAAGAGCUGCCGGAGCAUAAGAACCAACCUUCUAUUCUAGAGCUAGGGCCUCAGGAGCGACUAAUGUUUCAUGUUCAUCCUCGUCUACCACACAACCCACACCCAAACAAAUAAAUUUGGAUGACUCUGAUCAGGAAGAAGAAGAUACCGAUGGCUAUAAGUCCAACGAAGGAGUGAAUGAAGAUGAGGAUCAAUUUAGUGAUGAUGAGUUUGAUCUUUAGGAAUGAACUUCUAUUGUGUUUUGUUUUUUGGGUAGAAAACUAAUAUUAUAAUAUUUUAUACAUUAGAGUUAAAUCUCAUUUCUA